Esox lucius (northern pike) is the source of this 3531-nucleotide messenger RNA. RefSeq names its product TEF transcription factor, PAR bZIP family member b (gene tefb). The transcript is spliced from 4 exons. Bases 135 to 1121 code for a protein of 328 amino acids. The record is from RefSeq and is a predicted model, not a curated record. NCBI's taxonomy places the organism in Eukaryota, Metazoa, Chordata, Actinopteri, Esociformes, Esocidae. Gene Ontology annotation, biological process: regulation of transcription by RNA polymerase II. Gene Ontology annotation, cellular component: nucleus. Gene Ontology annotation, molecular function: RNA polymerase II cis-regulatory region sequence-specific DNA binding; DNA-binding transcription factor activity, RNA polymerase II-specific.
AAACAGCGACGGAGUCGGUGGUGUUGUUUUUCCACAUAUUACAUUUGUCAAACAGGUCUCAAAGCAACAGCGACUGAGAACUAGAGGAAGCGCUUGUCUUUGACGGCAUUUGUCUACCACAAUCGAAAAUAAAAAUGUCUGGGAAGAAUACACUGAAGGCAGCUAGUGAGCCUAUGCUGGGUACUCAGGAAUCGUUCCCUUUUGUUUUGAAGAAGAUUAUGGACAUUCCCCCACCUAAUAUUCUGGAAGGCGACGAAGAAACGGAGAAGAAAAAGUUGCGCUCCGUCGAAAGCGGCGAGGCUGGAGCAGGCAGUGGCGGAACCAGGGGUGCAGGCAGUGGAGGGGUUUCUGCCUCCCUAACCCCUGCUAUCUGGGAGAAGACCAUCCCGUAUGACGGGGAGACCUUCCACUUGGAGUACAUGGAUCUGGAUGAGUUCUUGCUAGAGAACGGCAUUCCAGUCAGCCUGGAGGAGGAACUGCAGAAGAGUCUGGACCAGGAAGACGACGAGGGGACCAGAACCCCUUCCCCGUCCGCAACCACAGUCACCUCUGACACAGAGACCGUCACGCUCACUCUAGAGCCAGCUAAACAAGAGGAGACAGAAGAUGGAGCAGGAGAUGAGAAAAAUACUCUGGGGAUAUCUGAGGAUGGAUCAGCAGAGGUCCAGGUGUCUCAAAAGAAAGAAGAGGGCAAGUCUGCCGAACGACUCACUCCCACUCCCAUCGACCCAGAGGACAUUGAGGUAGACAUCAACUUCCAGCCUGACCCCACGGACCUGGUGCUGUCCAGUGUACCCGGGGGGGAGCUCUUCAACCCACGCAAACACAAGUUCUCCGACGAGGACCUCAAACCACAGCCCAUGAUCAAGAAGGCGAAGAAGGUCUUUGUGCCCACUGAGCAGAAGGACGAUAAAUACUGGUCUAGGAGGAAGAAGAAUAACGUUGCAGCCAAGCGUUCACGUGACGCCCGGAGGCUGAAGGAAAACCAGAUCACAGUGCGGGCUUCAUUUCUGGAGAGGGAAAACGCUGCGUUGAGGCAACAAGUGGCUGAGCUGCGAAAGGACUUUGGCCGUUGCAAGAACAUCAUGUCUCGAUAUGAAGCCAAAUACGGACCGCUGUAAGGGACAAACCUUACGCCUCGCAAAGCAAGAACACAUGGAAUCUGAAUUGCACUGCUUUCAUGGUGAACACCAUGUCGAGUUCAAGAUCCUCUCCGGCAGUAAAGUGGAGGCAUGAAUGCACAAAGUCCGAAUGCCAGGCUACGGGAAAAGGCGAGGUGGAAUCCAAGGAUUGUGUAGGGCGGCUGGCUCCUACACGUACAGGGACACGGGAUUACAGACACACAACAUGUAUCGUCUGGUGCCAGUCACCCUUCUUCUUAUUACUGGCAAGGGAAGUCAGGGGAAGACACUACUGCUGGGGAAAAGGAGGGCUUAAAGUUACACACAUUUAUUAAGCAUAUUAAGGGGUGGUUUUGUGGACCACUGCAUGAAUAUCAGUGUGAACAGUGAAAGGUGUCCACCAACCCUCCAGACCACCCCCCCCCACCCCCAACCCCCUCCCAGUUGGUGCAGUAACUGUUUUCUUCUGUUUAAAUUUCUUGUGUGUAGGCUCUAAAGAAGGAUAUGUGAAGCCUAGAUUUAUUAGUAACAGGGCAGAGGAGGAACCAAUGAACAUGUUAAUAGCAGAACGAUGAAGGGUUGCCCCUCUGUGAUCAUACACAGGAGAAGAUGAAGAGGAUCGAGUAGAUAUUGGAAAGGGAGAUUAUUCCUAUAGGGGGUUGUUAGCUCACAGUUCUUCCAUCUGUGUUUGCCUUUUUACUUGUACCACACAAUAAGGUGUGCGUAUGUACAUAGUCUUCUCCCUGCACCACCUAGAUGCGUCCCUAGUUGUAACCUGGUUUUGUACCCUUCUAAAGCAACACACUGAGUGUAAAGACAAGAUGGAGAUGGGAGGACACUUUCUUUUCUACUAUGGUGCAUACAGUAGCAAGGGGAAAAACAUGACGCACAAAUGUAAGCAAUGGUGUUUAUAUGAAAACCAACUUCAAAUAUCUGGCCAAUUUUUUAAUAGACUGUUACAUUUAUUUAUUUUGAUUUUUUUAAACGAGUAGGGAAGGAAUUUUCUUCUCUCUGUUUGUCAGGACCCUUACUGGUGGAGGACUUUUGACUAGGAUGUUUUUUUCCCAUGGACCACCGCGGGGAUGGGGCACCAUAUUAGUCCUCAUGUAGGUUGUCUAGAAUUGUAGCAAGACCCAAACAUUUCUGCUAUUACCUGCUCCUGGGUGUUGUAAAUAUUUGAACAGACCAUGGUCUUUUUUCCAAACUGUGAGACAGUUAUGUCAACACCUGUCUUCUUUUUUUAAAAUCCUAUUAAAAUAAUGUUAUUCCUUAUGUUUGCUGAAUAGAUAUCAUGGUCAGUGCUGUAUUUAUUAUUAUAAUACAUCUAUUGAUUGACAUGCCACAUGCUAUAUCUGAUUUUAUUUAUUUUGAAGAAAAAAACAAACUAAUCAGGGAUCUCAGUGAAUAAAAACAAAAUGUUUGACAACUGUUCAACCAGAAUAUCACAUGAUUUCCUUUCAAACACAUGGAAGAUGUUUUACCUUUAUGGAAUUCUGGGAAAUUGGGGUAAAAUUGCACAUAAAAGGCAGCUUAGUAACAUUUGACAAUAGAAAACUCAGUCAAGGUUUAGAGUCACCAGAAAAAUUGGUUUGCCAAGGUGGCCAUGCCUCCAUUUAUUGUUGUAAAUACUACAUAUCAGACUGUUAAGGGACUCCAUUUCUUAAAGGGGCAGUCUGCAGUUGAGAACAGUAACACACUAACCCAAACGUUUGGAGAUAGCUAGAGAAAUAUAAACGCUCUCAAAUUUCUAGACUGCGUUAUGGAUUAUUGGCCUGGCCAACCUUAUGUCAAAAUGUGUUUGAUAUAGUGUUUGUUUACAUCACAGGUGUCAAACCGAUUCCACAAAGGGCUUAGUGUGGUGCAGGUAAUUUGUUUUUAUUCCUUUCAACUGGUGCCCAAUACAGGCAGGUGAGGGGAGAUCCUAACUAAGGUAAAAGUGAAAACCUGCAGCCACUUGGUCCUCUGUGAAACCUGUUUGACACCUGUGGUUUACAUUGUUUCUGUUCAAUGUUUGUAAACACUGUUCUCAUUUUAUUAUGGGUUACAACAGAUAAACUAAUAUUAUAAAGUAUUUACACAACAAAUAUUCAUCAUUUUCUGGGUAUAUAUAUAAUUUAUAAGGUAUCCACUGCAAUGUAGUGACGGCUGAUUGCCCCUUUAAGUGUCUAUUAUUAAUUUGUGCCCUUGUCUUGAUUUUGUUUUUAUAAGUACUACAAGAAAUAUGUGUGAAUAAUAUACAUUUUACUCAUAUGAUAGACUGCAUUCAUAAAUGUCUCAGUCAUGUUUAUCCAUUAAGACUUCCAGUAAUCCUGCUGCACGAUAUUAGGUAAUGGUGUAAUGUUUGCGUAUGUUUUACACUAAGUGUACUUAUGUCUAUAAAUUAAAGGAUUAAUAAAAACAAUUUUAGUGA